Molecule: messenger RNA, 1281 nt
Organism: Brugia pahangi
Lineage: Eukaryota; Metazoa; Nematoda; Chromadorea; Rhabditida; Onchocercidae
Source: the annotation of a GenBank genome assembly
AUGGCUGAUGAUAUCAAAUCGAAAGUUGAAAAAAAAGGAGAGGAAGAAGAAGAAGAGGAAGAAGAAGAUUCAGUGAUUGACGUACGUCAUCGUAAAUUUGUCUAUAAAGUUCAAUUUGUGCAAUCACCUGAUCAUCCAACAACAUCACUUCAUAUGACAACACAAAAUGCUUCAUCAUCUUCAGCUAAUUCAUCAGGCAUGAUGAAAAUGGAUGAUUCAAAUCAAUAUUUCAGUAAUGAAUCAUUAAUUCCGCGAAAUAUCGAGCAUCUAGCUUUAUCUCUAAAUAAUAAUAGUAAUAGACAACAAAAUUCAAUACCAACUAUUACAUUCAAUGAAGCAGAACAAUGUUCAACAUUUGUUGAUCAAAUGGAUAUACUAAACAAUAUGAAAGAAUAUCAUUCGGAACAGCAAAUGAUCAACUUAACUGAACCAUUUCAACAAUUCAAUCCUUCCAAUGAUGAGAAAAUUUCAAAUGGGACAUUACUUGAUAACACUUUCAAUCGUGAAUUUGGCGCAUCAUUUACGAUUUCGAAUGAUUUCGAAAUGAGCAAUACUGAUAAUAUUCAUUAUGAUGAAAUGCUUUCCAAUAUUUUACAACACGAUGAUAGUAAUAACAUAUCAUGCAUUCAGCACGCACCAUUAUUUGGUUAUACUACUGGAAAUUUAUUCAAUUUUACAAUAUCUGAUUUUAAUUUAUCUGAUCCAAAUAUUGCUGAUGAUGUUAAACAAACAUUUACUGAUGAUUAUCAUUCAGGCAAACCGAUUAUAAUGGGUUUGAUGCAAAAUGGACAGAUAAUUGUUGAUGGUUUAAGCAUGGCAAUCAAUAAAAAAUUAAGCAGCAAAGAAGAAAAUGAAUCAAUUAUCAAUGAAGGAGUCAUUUCAUCAUUAUCAAUAUUAUCACAAAAUUUGGACGAUUAUCUAAAUGAGCAACAUGAGAAUGUUAAACAAAUAAAUAGUAAUGAAGUUAUUAGUGGUAUAACUGUUAAUGGUGAAUUAAUAAUUGCUAAUAGAACAACUGAUAAUAGUUUACCAAUAACAAAACAUUUAGCAACAAUUAUUAUGGGUUUAACUGCAAAUGGUCAAAUUAUCGUUGGUGGUUGCAUGUCUAAUGCUAUCACUGAAAAUCCAUUAGGAAAAUUUAAUGAGCAAAAUCAUGUAACAAUUGAUAUUAUUGGAAAUAUAACAGCAAAAAAUGAAAAAGUUUUAAUUGGAUUAACAACUACUAAUUCAAAUUUUACAAAUGUUCAUAAUGAAUCACUUCUUCGACGAGAUUCUUUUUGA